Molecule: messenger RNA, 1013 nt
Organism: Fragaria vesca subsp. vesca
Lineage: Eukaryota; Viridiplantae; Streptophyta; Magnoliopsida; Rosales; Rosaceae
Product: probable glutathione S-transferase-like
Exons: 2
Coding region: 14-688 (224 amino acids)
Biological process (GO): glutathione metabolic process
Cellular component (GO): cytoplasm
Molecular function (GO): glutathione transferase activity
Source: RefSeq, a predicted model, not a curated record
GAUUAUAUAAGAAAUGGGAGAGGUUAAGUUGCUUGGCACAACACAAAGCUUUCCCUGCGCUAGGAUUCAGUGGGCUCUGAAGCUCAAGGGCGUGGAGUAUGAGUUCAUAGAAGAAGAUUUGGGAAACAAGAGUUCCCUCCUGCGCAAGUAUAACCCUGUCCACAAGAAGGUACCAGUUCUUGUCCACCACGACAAACCCAUCGCCGAGUCGCUUGUGAUCCUUGAGUACAUUGAUGAGACAUGGAAGGACAACCCCUUGCUUCCUCAGGACCCUUAUGACAAAGCCGUAGCUCGGUUCUGGGCUAAGUUUGCUGAUGAGAAGGUUCUGAUUGCAGUAUGGGGAGCUUUCACUGCCGAAGGAGAAGAGAAGGAGAAGGCUAUAAAGUCUGCACUAGAACCACUAGCAUAUCUUGAGCAGCAGAUUGAAGGGAAGAAAUUUUUUGGUGGAGAAAAAAUAGGGUACUUUGAUUUAGUAGUAGGUUGGCUAUCGCAGUGGCUCAAUGUGAUGGAAGAAGUUGGAGGCAUGAAGCUACUUGAAGCUGAGAGGUUCCCACUUCUCCAUGAAUGGGGUCAGAACUUCAUCCAAGCUCCGGCGAUCAGAGAAUGCAUUCCACCGAGAGAAAAGCUUGUCGAGUAUUUCCAUUUUAGCCUCACUUACGGACGUUCCUUAGCAGCCAACAAACCAUGAUCUUGUCCCCCAUAUCAUUAAGCAACCACUCUACUACAACCAUGGUUUUUCAGAUGAAUUUGAUAUAUUUUUACACGCAUUUUUCGAGCUUUUGGGGUGUUGUUCUAGUAGUAUAGGGUGUACUGUUUCUACCUAUUGAUCUGAUUACAUCUUCUUUUGCAUGUCCCUGCUUGCUUAUGUACUUGCCUAAAAGAAAAUGAAGCAUUCUUUGUCUAUGUAGCUUUUGGGGUGUUGUCCUAGUAUUACAGGAUGAACUGUUUCUACCUAUUGAUCUGAUUACAUCUUCUUUUGCAUGUUCCCCCGCUUGCUUAAUUAUGUACUUGCC